AUAAAUGUGUGCUUUUCACUUCAGGAAGCCUCCUGGCGCUGCAGCGUGUGCCGUAGAAAGAUGGCCUCGCGCGUUUUUCUACCACCACAAGAAUCAACCGACUCGAUUCUCGAGAUUCCGGUUCUAGAAACUCUUCAGAGGCGCCAUUCCGAUGUGAAGUUAGGAUCGACUCAGUGUUUGGGCGUAUCUAAUGGCACUGCACUGGCGCCUCCUCGUAGUCCAGAACUAAGAAGACAUUCCGAUGUCUCACCAGCUUCGUUGAAGGAGUUGGAAAAACUCAAAGGCACAAACGCAUCUGACACAGAAUGGAAAAAGGGUCAUAGUGCAUGCCCUAGCAGAUCUUCGAGCCCCCCUCGACGCAUGGAGCUCGAAACAGCUGCUUCUAGAAUUGCUUCAAGAAGACCGUCAAUGCGCAUGACUCGCCAACGUAGUUACGAUGAUGAGAUAAAAUCAGUCAAUAAUGAACCAAGCAAAAUAGAACCCAUUCUAGGUUUACCAGCUCCCAUGCCAAGAAGAAAAUCUGCAUACGAUGUUUACGCGCCAGGCGUUUUGGCAAGUGCUCUGCAAAAUGCCCAGUUAAAAGAGCCUGACGCGCCUGGAUCAAGGAGACCUUCGUUUAAAAUUCCUGUUGCUGAUAACAAUUAUGAUAACGAAGAAUGUCCCAGCCCAGAUCACAUUAACCAAGCAGUAUUGACUGUGGAUGAGGAUCGUAAAACUAGAAGGCGAGGAUCUCAACUACCCGACAUUUCAGCACUGCGAGGCAAUCAAAACCCAAAUCAAAUGCAAAUGCCCGUAUAUCAAUGCCCUGCGUUGGAAGAUUUGGAGGCUCCUCGACGGCAGACAUCGUUAGAUGGUGAAGCUAUCAAAAUUGUUAUUCAUGACGUCGAUUCUGGUCCGCUGUGUGCAUCUAAGCGCAGAGUUAUAUUGCAAAAGGAUCCGGCGGAUAAAGCUCACAGAACUCGCGGUUUCGGAAUGCGUGUCGUUGGAGGCAAGACGGGCACUGAUGGACGUCUUUUCGCUUACAUCGUUUGGACUGUUCCCGGUGGGCCAGCAGAAAAAGGUGGUUUGCAACAAGGUGACAAGAUUCUAGAAUGGUGUGGAACAUCACUAGUGGAUCGAAGCUUUGAAGAAGUGUGUGCUAUCAUGGACAGAACCGGUGAGGUAAUCGAGCUUUUAGUAGAACAUGCAUCCGAUCUUCAAAUUGGGUUUGACAUGAUGGAAGACGGUGCUCCAGGUCCGAACAAUCAAAUGAAAUGCAAUUCCGAUAUGUCAAACCUCGGAUUUGCUUCUGAAAAUGAAUCGGCCGCUGAUAAGUCUCCCUCAUCACCAACGAGGCGGAAGUUACCAAAAACACCGGAACAACUAGCUAGAGAAAAACAGGUUUCUGGUCGUGUCCAAAUACAAGUUUGGUAUCAUGGAGACAGAAGUGAACUAGUAGUUUCAUUGAUGGCCGCAGACGAUCUUCCACCACGUGAUGAAUCUAUGGGAUAUGGAGGAUUCCCAGAGGCAUAUGCUUCCAUUAAGGUUAUGCCAAAGACAAACGAAACACAUGUUAUGCAAACGGAAGUUUCCUCACCAUCGUGUAAUCCAAUUUGGAAUGCAACAAUCACAUUUAGAGGAAUUUCCAGUGACACUUUAUUUGAUCGCUACAUCGAAGUGAUUUUAUACGAUUUGCUUCCACAAUCGGAACCCAUUUUUCUCGGAGAGUGUAAUGUUAUGCUUCAGAAAGCAUUUCUCGACGACGUGGCGGUAUGGUACAGAUUGGAAGAUCCCAAGCAGCUGCGAGGAGCUCCAACGUCAAAAAUGAAUUGGUCCUCUCCGCGAAACUCGAUAUCGGGCGAUGUAACCAAGCUCAUCCGAGGUUCGGAUUAUCGAUUCCAAAGAUCGGUUUCAGAUGACGUCGAUAGUAUUGGCGAUGGUUCAUCCCUCUUACACCCGGAUCACGCGUGGGCAUUCAGCAGAAGAGGCUCCUCUCAGUCGGAAACGUUAGAAAUCGAAACCUACCAGUUGGGAAAAGACUUCUCUAAAUCAUUACCAGGCUCAAGGCGAUCAUCGUUCCAAGAUCAAGAAAAAUGCAAAAGUGGUGAGAUUGCACAAUCAUUUGCACAUAGUCGAGAAAGAAGAAGGUCUUCUGUAGCAAAACGUAAUCCAGAUGAGCUCAGGCGUGCAUUCAAUCAAAGCCGAGGUGAAUUUAUCCGGACAAUGAGUUUGUCCCGCGAGCUGGAACGCAAGAACUCAAUAAAAAAUUUCAAUCAAAGCCUAUCAGAACGAAACAGCGAACAAAUUGAACGAAUGAUCUCAACCAUCAGAGUGAAAUCGGAUAGCUCAAAAGAACUGCAAAUAGAUGCCAACGCCAGCUCCUACAUCAGCAGUUUAGGGCCUGGCCAAAUACUUCCGAAAGGGAUUAAUAGUAGCCUCAGGUGUGUUGGAGAAUUAAACUUGGCAGUUUCAUUGGAAAAGGCAGUUUUGGAACUAAAAGUUCUUGGUGCAAGAAAUCUUAUACCCGAUGAUUCUGAAGCAAUACCAGACACAUACGUAAAGUGUUAUCUGAAAGAUGGUGAUCGAUUGCGACACAAAAAGAAAACCAGGGUUGUAAAAUAUUGUUUAGAGCCGCAAUACAAUCAAGUGUUGAAAUACUCGGCAUCUGAACUUUUUGGUAGAACGCUUUUAGUGACUGUUUGGCAAAAAUCAACAGGUUUUGAACACAAUCAAAGUAUAGGAGGUGCCGAACUUUUUUUCAACACUUAUAAAAUGAAAGCACCGGUUCAGGGCUGGUAUCCCUUGUUUCCAUCCCAGCACAUUUUAUCAAAUCCAAAUGAUUCUCCAUAGAAAAUUGUAUAAUUGUUGACUAGAAAUGAUAUUGCAUUUAUAGAAACGUUGUAUUUUAUUUUACAUUUAAAUACAUGUAUUUAAAAACA
Molecule: messenger RNA, 2918 nt
Organism: Culex pipiens pallens (northern house mosquito)
Lineage: Eukaryota; Metazoa; Arthropoda; Insecta; Diptera; Culicidae
Gene: Fife
Product: regulating synaptic membrane exocytosis protein 2
Exons: 13
Biological process (GO): positive regulation of synaptic transmission; regulation of synaptic plasticity; regulation of membrane potential
Cellular component (GO): cytoskeleton of presynaptic active zone; presynaptic membrane
Molecular function (GO): transmembrane transporter binding; small GTPase binding
Source: RefSeq, a predicted model, not a curated record